Messenger RNA from Laccaria bicolor S238N-H82, 5238 nucleotides. RefSeq lists its product as uncharacterized. The transcript has 5 exons. NCBI's taxonomy places the organism in Eukaryota, Fungi, Basidiomycota, Agaricomycetes, Agaricales, Hydnangiaceae. Bases 1 to 5238 code for a protein of 1745 amino acids. The record is from RefSeq and is a predicted model, not a curated record.
AUGCCCUCGUUCCUGUCCAAGGUUUUCGGACGUAAAAAGGACGACAAGGACAGUUCACCACGUUCCCCAGGUCAGGUCGAUCUUCUAGGUGGAAAAUUUGAGGCGGUAUCCCCCACAGUCUCGCCCAGUGCUCUCGACUUUCCAGAUUACUCUGGCAAGACUAACGGACAUGGGAAGGAGAAGGCAGACUCUCCCUUUGGGCUUUUUAAAGUCAAAUCGCGUCCCUCCUCUCCAGAAACGAAACAUAAGAAGCUUGACGAUCUCCCUCAUCUUUCCCUGAACCUCACGGUGGCAAAGCAGGAUACAUCUUCCCGCAUAUUUAGGGCGGAAUCACUAGGUUUAUUAACGGACGCGGUUAUUGGUGAGAGGCGGUUGACCCCAGUAGAAGCCCUUGUGUUGGUGAAAGCAUGCUCGCAUGCCAUCACUCUCCAUGGUCUCGAAACCCUUGGCAUCAUGCACCCUCACUGGUACUCUGCAUCUCCCGAUGUUCAACGCAGGCUAAUCUCGUUGUUCAUCCUCUCUUUAUCCUCGCACUCCCCCUCCCCCUCUCCAUUUGCAUCUGAAGUUAAUUCUACGCGGUCCUCUCACGACGUUGCAGCCGUCCUUCGAUGGGGGCUUCGCCACCUCAAGUUGGAGGGGAAUACUUUCGGAACCGAUGAAGGCUGGUACAAGUCGUUUUUUGACGAGGAGCGUGCGGCGGACUAUCCAAUCAGCGCCUUUACAGACAAAUUGGUUCCUAAACUUCCUAAAGCCCACCUUGAGCUGCUGACUGCCACUCUCGAAGUUCUAUCUUCCCUGGCUGCACAUGCCGAGGCGAAUGGCACAUCUGGUAGCAAGCUCUCAAAGUUGUUUGGGCUUUGGCUCCUAACUGCACAACGGGUGGAAGGGAAUGAUGAUUGGCUGACCUUCUACGAACGCUGGGAACGUACUGGUCGCAUGCUUGAACAUCUAUUCUUUGCUCGCAUCAGAGAUGAAUCUGUUGAUCAACGCAUGCCCAUUCGUCUGCUCGAACUCAUUCGUCAGUAUCCCUACACAAAGGGUUUGUCAUCCCCGACUACGGAUCUCCAACUAUUACCACGACCGCGAUUUACCACGCGGCUUUACGACGCACUCUUUGUCCGAAUCGAGACUGAGCUUCCCAGCGAGAAGUUCAGGCCCCAAUCUAGGAUUCACCCCUUGCAACUCGUCGCCGAUGCCUUUUCCAUUACAGUUGACGAAGGGGAGUACAUAGGCCUAUGGGAGAAGAUUAUUACAGCUUCCAAGAAUGGGAGCAAUCCCUCGCCUCUGAGCACUGUUUUGGCUGACGAGACUAUCCGCUUCCUUUCCCUUGUACCCAGGACGGAUCUCAAGGCGGAGAAGGAAUUCAACUCUCCAACGAUCAGCCUCAUCUCGCCUUCCUCCUCAACAAGAAGGCGCUCUUUCUUAUUUGACGAUCAAGGGAAAUCGCCCGUUGCCAAUGGAAAUCCUACUAACGGCCAUGCGAAGCCCAUUACGGAUCCAUCCCCUCUCUCCCCGGCCAGCAGCACCGAUUGGUUCCAGUUCUCUUCUUCUGGAUUCGUUGAUGUCAGCCCAAGAAGUCCGCUCGCUUCCACCCUCUUUGACCAGGAUGUCGAGAAGACAACCCCAGCACCCUCCGCUCCCCCGUCCAGGAAACCCAGUAACAAACGAACCAGAGCGACACCGGUCUCGCCUGCAAGUCCUGGGAGGAAGAGUUUGGAUGUCCCACGGUCCUCAAUCACAGAGUCCCCUGAGUCCCCUCCUGCAGUGCCCAAAGAAGUACGGAUAGAAGAGCCCCCUAAGCUUUUGUCUAAAGCUGCUUUGGUAAAGUUGGUCCAAGUUGACGAGGCGUUCGUCGAUUUCUGGAGCGACGCCCUUCUCGAUCCAAUCUCAGCUACAUGGCCUGCUUUCGUGAUUUGCAAGCUCAAGCAGUCUCUCGUCCCUGAGCUGAUCUAUGGCACUGAGGAGAAGAAGACUCUACAAUGGCUGGUGCUCGAACAAGCAUAUCAACUCAAGCCACCCCCCAUCCCUGUCUCCCCUUCCGCUGACGAACCAGUCCAAAGGAGAUCCGCCUCUCCCACGCAAUCCGUCAACGGGAAGAGACGAUUCAGCUUCUGGUCCACCUCUCGAACUUCAACCUCGUCCAUCAGCUCACUCAAGAACAGGAGUAAGCAGCAGGAUAAAGGCCCGAAGGUUGGCGAGAUGGGCGAGGUCCUCGAGGAAGAAGAUCCAAAGGAGAAACAGAAGCGGGAGUCGACGGUUCGGGUCAGGGUUCCAUCACCUAAGCCGAAAAAGUCGGUCGACAUUGCGAGGAAACCGGUCCCUCCAAUUGGGGAUGUCGUUGCUUCCACGAAGGAGGCACAGGUGCCAAAGGAGGCCAAGGAUAAUGGAGAGGGCAAUGUGAGGAUCGUCGCUCCUGUUGCUGUUGCCGCUGUAGCAGCAGGCGUUUUGGGUGUUGCUGCCGGUUCCCUCGAGGCUGCACAGACGAAAGAGACAGGGGACUCUGCCGAAGUAGCUCACGUUGAGGAAGCUUCAGCUGACGACGUCCCUGCUGUUGAAGUCAUUGGGCCCGCCUUAACUAACGCACAAACUGACGUCGUCGAAACCAAUGGCGAUGUUGUAUCAUCAGAAGCUGAGCAAACCCCAGCCAACGAUGAAUCCUCACCUUCGGCUGCCCCGAUCGUUGCCGCACCUGUUGACAACGCUAAUCCUGUUGAAGAGGUCGUUGAGGAAUCUAAGACUGAUCUAGUAGCUCCAGUUGUUCAAGAACCUGCUUCGUCUGAGGAAGUUGCACAACCUACUGUUGCGCUUGAAGAAACUUCGACACCUCUGGAGGAAGCAGCCGCUGUGGAGGAGACAUCUGUUGUGGAGGAGACAUCUGUUGUGGAACAAGUUUCUACCUUAGAGGCGGCUGCAACUGAGGAGGCUCCCAUCGUGGAAGAAGCACCUAUUGUCGAGGAGACUCCCAUUGUCGAGAAAGCACCUCUUGUGGAGGAAGCUCCCGUCGUCGAGGAAGCUCUCAUUGCACAGGAAGCUCCGGUUGUGGAGGAAGCCCUUGUUGUGGAUGAAGCACUUGCCGUGGAGGAAGAACCCGCUGUGGAGGAAGUCCUCGUUGCAGAGGAAGUUCCUGUUGUGUCGGAAGCACCUGUGGAAGAAGCAGCUGUUGUGGAAGAGGCAGCUGUUGUGGAGAAAGUUUCCAUUAUCGAGGAAGCUCCCGUGGUGGAGGAAACUCCUAUUGUGGAGGCGCCAGCUGUCGAGGCUCCUGCCAUUGAAGAGGCGACUGCGGCUGAGGAAGAUGUUAUUGAGGUUUCUCUUGCCGAAGAGGCACCUGCCGCCACGAAAGAACCUUCUAUUGACUCCCUCCCGGUUGUUGAAGAGGUGGUAGAGGAGAAAGCGGUUGAAGCUCGUUCCGCCGAAGAUGUCCCCGUCGUUCAGGCGGAACCUGUUGUUACGGAUACCCCAGCUGCAGAAGAAACCUCAGUCGUGGAACUACCAUCGGCUGACGUUGACGGAACUCCAGUUAUUCCAUCAGCGCCAGCCAAAGACUCAGCUGAUGUCCAGGAGGCGGUCACUGCUGAAGAGCAAGCUACCAUUGAAGAGCCGACUGCAGUUGAGACACCUGCCGUCGAAGAGACCAUUGUUGUGGAAGCAUCCCCCGUUAUUGAGAGUGAUGCUGUUCUGGAGGAACCAGCUGUCGUUGAGGAAUCUGCUGCCGUUGAGGAACCAGUGGUGGUUGAGAAACCAGCCAUUGCCGAGAAGUCGAUCAUUGCCGAGGAAUCGUCUACUGCUGAGCCAACACUCGUUGAAGAACCAGCCGUUUUUAAGGCGGCCACCAUUGAGGAACCAACCAUCACUAGCGAACCAGCCGUUGUCGAGGAACCGGCUGUUGAGGAACCAGCCGCCGUUGAGGAGCCAACAGUCGAGCAACAGGCCAUCGCUGGUGAACCAGCAGUUGUCGAGGAAUCAACAACCGAGGAAUCAGUCCUUCCUCAGGAGAAAUCGGCCGCUAUUGACCAGCCAGUUGAAGCACCAACACCCCCAGAUGCAGAACCAACAGUACCCCUCGAGGCAGGAGAAGAAACGCCCAUUGAGACUUUUGCACCGGCUGAGACUUCAGCACCUGCCGAAGAACCAUUACUCGUUGAGGAGACAGUUGUUGUGGAGGAUGCAACCCCCAUCGAGGAACCAGUCCCCGUCCAGGAAGAAGCCGUAGAGGAUCCUGCCUGCAUGGAGGUACAAGCUGUAGUGGAUGAACAAACACCCCACGUUGAGGACGCAGCUAUUGCCGCUGUGCCAACAUUGGAGGAAGAAUCCCCAGUCAAUGAAACGCCCGCUUCGGAAGCGACUGUCGUCGUGGAGGAAACCCUUGUCGCUGAUGCACCACCCGUCGCUGACGGAACCUCUGUUGAUGAUGCGCCAGUGGAAGAGGAAUCAACAAUUGAGGAGCCCGCUGUCAUUGACGCACCAGUUAUCGAGGAAGUGCCUGUUGUUUCGGAAGUGCCCAUUUUGAACGUUGAGGAAGCAGUCCCCGCCAACGACCUGAGUGAUAAAGACAUUUCCGAACCGCUUCCAGAACCUGCUGCUGAGGAAACCUCGGUUUCUGAUGAGGUCACCGCUGAACCCACCAAAGAAACCAUCGCAGCCGAAGAGCCUCUUGCGGAUGUCUCCGACGUAUCUGAUGCUGUUGCGACUGAUGUUCCUCACGCCCAAGACGAAGAGGGAGUACACGAAAUUGCCGAGCCCAUUUUAGCACCAGUUGUCGAGGUUGAGGCGCAGGCCACAGACUCCGUGGUCGAGGAUUUACCAACAGAACAGUCUGAGGAUCUGACAGUGAAGGCUGAAGAGACACCGGCCGCUCCUGAGAUCGUCGAUCUUUUGGAGUCAACACUUGGACCUGAGGUUGCGAUAAAUGAACCUGUAGCUUUGGAUUCCGUCGUUGAGGAUAGGCCCACGGUUGAGGAUGUGGCAGCCGACGAUACAGUCACAGCCGGUAACGGCCAUCCUGCGAAUGGAAAUGGCCAUCAUGUUGCAGACGAUGUGGAUGUAAAGGUGUCUGUUGAAGAAUCUUGGAUUCCAUCGCUGAUUCGUGACAAACAGAGCCAGUUGUUGACCCUCCCGCGGACGCGCCCUCCUCCGAUGAUGCUUAAUGAUCCUGAUACAACCAUGGUGUUGUCUACACUCCUGACCUACGUUCCUUUUUAUCUCACAGGUCAUCAAUGUCAACUUCCUCCCAGUCUCUAA